CUUUGUAUAUUGCAGGAAGAGCCAAGGAGCAAAUCCAAGAUCUGUGCCAAUGUCUUCUGCGGGGCUGGGCGGGAGUGUGCAGUGACUGAGAAGGGAGAGCCAACCUGCCUCUGCAUUGAGAAAUGCAAACCUCACAAGAGGCCUGUGUGUGGUAGCAAUGGCAAGACCUACCUGAACCACUGUGAGCUGCACCGUGAUGCUUGCCUCACUGGCUCCAAAAUCCAGGUGGACUACGAUGGCCACUGUAAAGAGAAGAAGUCUGAGAAUCCAGCUGCGAGUCCAGUUGUCUGCUACCAGUCGGACAGGGAUGAGCUCCGCCGCCGUGUCAUCCAGUGGCUGGAAGCUGAGAUUAUCCCUGAUGGCUGGUUUUCCAAGGGCAGCAACUAUAGCGAAGUCCUGGAUAAGUAUUUCAAGAGCUUUGACAAUGGUGAUUCUCGCUUGGAUUCCACUGAAUUCUUGAAGUUUGUGGAGCAGAAUGAGACCACUAUCAACAUCACCACCUACAUGGACCAGGAGACCAACAAGCUGCUCAGGGGACUCUGUGUAGAUGCCCUCAUCGAGCUGUCAGAUGAAAAUGCUGACUGGAAGCUCAGCUUCAAUGAAUUUCUCAAGUGCCUCAGCCCGUCCUUCAACCCACCAGAGAAAAAGUGUGCCCUGGAAGAUGAAUCCUAUGAGGAUGGAGCAGAGACCCAGGUGGAGUGCAACCGCUGCGUGUGUGCCUGUGGGAACUGGGUGUGCACUGCGAUGACAUGCGAGGGGAAGAAUGAGAAGGUGACUGCUCAGAGACAGCGACCUGAUCAAGACUUGACUGAGGAGGAGCUGGCUAGAUACAUUCAGGAACUGCAGAAGCAUCAGGAGACAGCUGAGAAGACCAAGAGAAUGAACACCAAGGAGAUGUAAGGGACCUCCACAACGGAGGAGCCCAGGAGGAUGGGCCCAACCUGCCACCCU
This is a messenger RNA of Nestor notabilis (Kea), 951 nucleotides long. It is a transcript of the gene FSTL1, whose product is annotated as follistatin-like 1. NCBI's taxonomy places the organism in Eukaryota, Metazoa, Chordata, Aves, Psittaciformes, Psittacidae. The record is from RefSeq and is a predicted model, not a curated record. Gene Ontology annotation, molecular function: calcium ion binding; protein binding. The transcript has 9 exons. The annotation marks the transcript as partial. Gene Ontology annotation, biological process: regulation of BMP signaling pathway; cell differentiation; multicellular organism development.